AACAUCCGCCCGGCUGCCUGCCCGCAGUUAACAGACUGCAAAGGUAGCGCGUGGGGCCGCAUGCGACCAGCGGCGUCGGGGGUCUAGAGAGCCAGCGGGGAAAGGACGCGCGAUGUGUCGGCCAGCUCUGACCAGGCUGCUGCUCUUGCAUCUGCUCUUGAUCAAGCUCCACAGCGCCAGAGGCUCCGGGAAGGAGUGCGAAGAGAACCAGUUUCAGUGCCGGAACGAGCGGUGCAUCCCUUCCAUUUGGAAAUGUGAUGAGGACGAUGAUUGCUUGGAUAAUAGUGACGAAGCAGACUGCCCCAAGAAGACUUGUGCAGAGUCCGAUUUUACCUGCAACAAUGGUCACUGCAUCCCGUCCAGAUGGAAGUGCGAUGGGGAGGAGGAAUGUUCAGAUGGAUCUGAUGAAUCCGAAUCAAUGUGCACCAAACAAGUAUGUCUAGCUGAAAAAAUUAGCUGUGGAGACUCCAGCAAUAAAUGCAUUCCUGCGUCUUGGAAAUGUGAUGGAGAAAAAGACUGUGAAAGUGGAAUUGAUGAAGCUGGUUGCACUAACAUCUGUUCUUCAAGUGAAUUCCAGUGCAGCAACAAGACCUGCAUAGCCACAAUCUUUGUCUGUGAUGGUGACGAUGAUUGUGGCGAUGGCAGUGACGAGAGGAAGUGCCCUCCCUUCACUUGCAACCCGAAUGAGUUCCAGUGCAACAAUAGCCUGUGCAUCCCACAGAUUUGGGUCUGUGACAAACAGCCUGAUUGUGAAGACCUCUCAGAUGAGUCCAUGGAGAGGUGUGGGUACAAACUCAAACCACAAAUCGUGAGCACCUGUGCAGCGCAUGAGUUCCAGUGUGGCAAUGGGGAAUGUAUCCAUUUGAAUUGGAAAUGUGAUGGAGAUGAAGACUGCAAAGACAAGUCAGAUGAACAAGAUUGUUCCUUGGUGACCUGCAGCCCUGAUGACUUCCAGUGUGGUGAUGGGACCUGUAUCCAUGGAGCUAAACAGUGCAACAAAGUGCACGAUUGCCCUGACAACAGUGAUGAAGCUGGCUGCAUUAAUGAGGCGGCGUGCGAGAGUCCCACCAAAUUUCAGUGUAAAAGUGGAGAAUGCAUAGAGGAAGUCAAGGUGUGCGAUUCACACAGGGACUGCAGGGACUGGUCCGAUGAGCCUCUAAAAGUUUGUGAUGUAAAUGAAUGUGCCCUGAACAAUGGUGGUUGCUCCCACAUUUGCAAGGACUUGAAGAUUGGCUAUGAAUGUGAAUGUCCUCCUGGAUACAAGCUUAUGGAUAAGAAAACGUGUGGAGAUAUAGAUGAAUGUGAGAAUCCAGAUGCGUGCAGCCAGAUCUGCAUUAACUACAAGGGAGACUAUAAAUGUGAAUGUUAUGAUGGUUAUGAGAUGGACACCCUGUCUAAAAACUGCAAAGCCAUAGGAAAGAGCCCAUACCUUGUUUUCACAAACCGCCAUGAAGUACGCAAGAUUGACCUGGUGAAAAAGGAUUACUCUCGCAUCAUUCCCAUGCUGAAGAAUGUGGUUGCUUUGGAUGUGGAAGUGGCAACAAACAGGAUAUACUGGUGUGAUUUAUUCUACAGGAAGAUAUACAGUGCCUACAUAGAUAAGGCCAGUGACACAGCUGAGCAGAUGGUUCUGAUAGACAGCCAGUUACACUCUCCGGAAGGUCUGGCAAUGGAUUGGGUCCACAAGAACAUUUAUUGGACGGAUUCAGGAAACAAGACCAUUUGUGUAGCCACAGCUGAUGGGCAUAAGAAGAGGACACUUUUCAGUACUAACUUAAGUGAACCCAGAGCUAUUGCGGUGGAUCCCAUACGGGGUUACAUGUAUUGGUCUGACUGGGGAGACAUAGCAAAAAUUGAGAAAUCUGGCUUGAACGGUAUGGAUCGGGAAGUGCUCGUGACAGACAACAUCGAAUGGCCCAAUGGAAUCACACUGGAUUUGCUGAAUCAACGUCUCUACUGGGUUGAUUCCAAGUUGCACUUGCUUUCAAGUGUAGAUUUCAAUGGGAGCAACCGUAAAGUUCUCAUCUCUUCUGUGGACAACCUGAGCCACCCAUUUGGACUGGCUGUGUUUGAGGACAGGGUAUUCUGGACGGACUUAGAGAAUGAGGCAAUCUUCAGUGCUAAUAGGCUGAAUGGUCUAGACAUUUCUAUUUUGGCAGAGAACCUCAAUAAUCCUCACGACAUUGUAGUUUUUCAUGAACUAAAGCAACCUAAAGCUCCAGAUGUUUGUGAACUUCAUUCUCUGCCAAAUGGAGGGUGUGAAUACCUGUGUCUCCCUGCACCACAAAACUCUCCACACUCACCCAAAUAUACAUGUGCUUGUCCAGACAAUAUGUGGUUAGGCCCUGAUAUGAAAAAGUGUUAUAAAGAGCUUCCAGCUACCUCAACUGAAUUGCCUACUACUGCUGCUACUCCUACCACAUCAAGAAGUUACCUUCUGAACUUUACGGCUAUCACUGCUGAUAGUGUGACUACUACAACUGACAAUGUUAGUACGGAAGGAUCAGAAACUACAGCACAAGUCUUUCUCGGCGUGACAAGCCUUCAUUCAAUCACAGUGACAUCCAGCCCAGCUGAUAAUAAAAUAGCAACAGGAAAUAGCAAUCUCUUCCAGCACUAUGCUAACAAUGGGCAGGCUUUUGGCUCAACUGUGAUGGCAGCCGUUAUCGGAAUUGUUGUUCCUAUUGUGGUGAUCGGCUUACUAUGCACAGGUGGGUAUCUCAUCUGGCGAAACUGGAAGAGGAAAAAUACAAAAAGCAUGAAUUUUGAUAAUCCUGUGUACAGGAAGACUACAGAAGAAGAAGAUGAGGAUGAAAUUCAUAUUGGGCGAACAGUACAGAUUGGUCACGUGUACCCAGCACGUGUGGCACUAAGUCUAGAAGAUGAUGGACUACCAUGAGGAAUAAACCUACUCCAUUUCCAUGGUUAAUGGAUCAAAAGAAAUGCACUGAACCUGUCUACUGUGGCUAAUGGAAUCCACCUUCUUCUCUUUCCUUCUCCUCUCCUUUAUAUUUAUGUUGCAAAAGGGUAACCACAAAGUUGUAAUGAACUGCAAACAUCCAAAGGAUGUGAGAGUUUUGUAUGUAUAAUCUUUUAUACACCCUUUUAACUUCUUGCACUAUCCAUCUGUAAUAGUGAGGAGCCUACUGUACUACUGAAUGCUGCCAACCCAACCCAAGGAUCAGCAGCUUACACAUCAUUUCUAAAAAUUAUAUUUAUAGAUGUUUUGUAAAUAUGUCAAGCAUACUUUGUGGCUGUCUUAUCAGUAUAAGGACAGAAAGAGAGAUCUGUAUAAACCAUUUAGAAUAUUUAUUAACAAAUUCUGAAUAUCAAAUUUGAGCUGUACAUAUAUGUAGAGGACAAGAGUAUUUAUAUUUUUUUUUUACAUUUGACUCGUAUUGCAGAGAUAAUUUGUAUAUCUAUCAAGGUUGGAUAGGUAUUUAGACAUUCACAUAUAUAAAUAUACAUAUAUGAAUAUAUUUUAGAAAGAAUAGCUCAGCUCUAUGAUAAUAGAGUAAUUUAAUUCUUAAAGGAUGUUUAGUGAAAACUUUGCUACAGAGUCUAAAGCCGCUGAGUGAGAAUUAUAGAUGUUACAAUAAGAUAAUCCAAAAAUGAUCAAGAAACUAAAGUGUUCCCAUCAUGAACAAACCAAACGCUGCAGAUAAUCCUCAAUUUACAACCACUGUUGGAACCAGAAUUUCCAUUGCUAAGCAGGACAGUCGUUAAGUGAGGUGAGCGUGAUUUUACUACCAUUUUGCAUGGUUAAAUUAACCACUGCAGUUGUUAAGUGAGCCAUGUUAAGUGAGUCAAGUUUCCCCAUUGAAAUUGGCUGGAAAAAUGGCAAAUGGCAAUCGCAUGACUCCAGGAUGCUACAAUUGUCAUAAAUUGCCAUUUGCCAAGCACCCAGAUUUUGAUCGUAUGACUGUGGGGAUCCUGCACCAGUUGUAAGGGCAAGGGCCAGAUGUACGUCAUUUUUUUUUUCAGUGCCAUUGUAAUUUGGAACCGUCGCUAAACAAAUGGUUGUAAGUCAAGGACUACCCAGGCCUGCAAGGUUUAUGGCUCUGACACUUGCACACCCCAGCAACAGGCAGAGUUCUCAUGCCAACAAUGAGCCCCUUGCAAAGAUUUCUCAUCUGCUUUUAUCGGAAAGAAUAUUUGUGCUCCUAAAAGCCUGGGUUAACUCUUUUUGAGUACACGGAGAAGCUCAGAACAUUGCUACAAGCAUUGCCCUGUAAAAAUGAGGACGGUGCCCAUACAUCCCAAAUCAUUAACCUGGCAAGAUAUAAGCAAAUUUAAGAUGCCAACUUUAGUACAGUUUCAAAGAAAACAGCCCCCUCUUGGUGACCACUCUUCAAAGUAGCCAUGUAUUGGUUAGCCUUUUUAAUUUUUAAGCGUUAUAAAGCUUCAUUUUUGGUUAAAAAAAAGAGUGUUCACCAAUUAUACCUAGUUUUCUUUUAGAACUUAUUAAAUGAAUGUAAGAAAGAAUUUUUUUUCUCCCGUAUCUUAACCUGUGCAGAACAAUUCUAGGUAUAUAUUUUUAAAAGUAAAUCUCAUGGUGUUCAGUGGGACUUGCUGCUUUUUAUUCUAAGGAUGUAUAAGAUUAUGGAAACACUGGUUUUAGUGGGCUGGAGACAUUGGAAGCUAUUCCAAAUAUGUAGAAUCGGUUUUAAACCAAAUCUGAUGAAAUUAUUAUUAUAAGUAACCAUAAGCAAAUCAAAGCCCUUGUUCUCCUAGUAACCUUUGCUGUUGAUUCAAAUUAGUGGAAUUAAUGAUCCAAGAUUAUAGUCCUUUUCUCUGGAAUUCUCAUUCCCCAUUUAUUCAAAGUUUAUAAAGACUCAAAGUGAAGUUGAUGACAUCAAAGAAUAUAAUGUGCAGGGAUGGGGAAGGAAGUGGUAUUAAAAAGAUUGCAGCUUGUCUACUUGCUGUAUGAAUAGCACAAAUGUGCUAUUGGGGUACCCUAUUAUUUUAAUUUAAGUUUCCUAUUUGAAGAUAUUACUGUUUCAUUGAAUCUUGUUAAUUACAUUUUGUUGUUUAAUUGGACUUUGAAUGGUCUCUCUUAAUUAGCCUAACCUAAAGUAAUUUUCUCUUCCUGUGGGAAAUUGUAUUUCCCUUGUAAAUUUCCCAAGUAAAUGAUUAAAAGAGGGAAAAAUGCAGAGUUGUAAUACAAAAAAAAUAUCCAGAAAUUGAUCUUGGCACAAUUAUAUAGUGGUUAGAAAAGAAGCAGUUGAUCAUAAAUUUUCCAGCCACAAGCAACUGGAAGCAGUAAAACAUGCUGGACCUGUAAACAGGAAACUUUGAAUUAUAACUGGAAAGAUUUUGCUGAACAGGACUAAAUUAUAGGGAAGUAUUAUUGAAGAAUUUGGGUCAUGAUAAAGAAUUGUCCAGGUAAUAUAAUACUGUAUUAAAUGUUGCUUGGAUCCACCAUAUUUAUUCCAAUUUUCAGCUAAUUACAGUAGAGAAUUCUAGAGGGAAAAACAUCCCAAAAUUUAAGAAAGUCAAAGUGGCACAUAUUUAUUGGUAUAAACUAUUACAUGAUCAAUGGGCCCACUUAUUUAUUUGGAUUUUGCUGAUCCAAUUGUUGAACAACAUUUUGAUCUGGUUGUACCCAAGUGAAAAGCACAACAAUGUAAACCACAGGACUGUUGGUGGUAUCCUGAAGAACCAUUUCUGAACAUUAAAUUAAAUGAUCUCAUGACCUCCCUGGAACCCCCUUUUUUUUAAUCCUAAAAAGUUAUAGUUACCAGUGAGCUUGGGUGUAUUCCUGAAUAUUUUUUCCCCAGCUGAUGUGGGUUAAUGGAAAGGAGUAAAAAGAUCCACCUUAUCUGGAGAGGCAUCCUGAUAAUACAUGUCCCAGAAUAAUUCCAGAAGGUUGUUGUUUUUUUUUUUAACAAACAGGGUAACUGCAAUUUCUUAUCAGGUAGUGAAGUUGAAAGUAAAUGCCUGGCCACGAUAUUAGCUAGCGAGCAUAAAUCUCCAUGGGGGAGAGGGGUGGGGCAUGUGACAAAAAGAAAGUGCACAAUGUCAUAAUGACCCAAACACUAUGACUUACAUAUAUUUGCGUUGGUCAUCAGGGCGCUAGUACAUAAAGCUGGGUUUUGCCUGUCACUGCAUAUGUAAUGUCAUUUUCCCAUGAUUGUGGCUAUUGCAGAUACCAGUGCCAGGCUAGGCUGAACAGGAAUUUGCAAUCUUGUUAAAUUCCUUAAUUUUGGUGCUUUGGAUAGCUAUUUGAAUGCACUAGAACACUGAGCUGUGAAACUGAAAAUGCUGUAGAACUAUUUUUGCCCAGGAUCUCUAAAUAAUUAAAUGUUCAAUCAUUUUAUGAAUAAGCAAUAUCUAUUAAGCAUAGCAGUUCCAGUAGGUGGCUAUUAUAUCUCCUCUGUACUCCCUGGUAGCCUUGAAUUGCAACUCUUGUACUGACUAUAUGAAUCACUGUAAUCCUGGGUUGGUUUUAAAAAAAAAAUCUGCCCUUCAUAGAAUCAAUUUCAUAACAAAUUGAACUUUUGUUUGAAAUGUAGUGAUACAAAGACAAUCUUGUACUUUUAUAGAUGUUAAAGAUUUUCUCUGCAAACAAAACAGAUGAUCUAAUUCAGGGGUUUCAAACUCACUGCCCGCAGGCCGGAUGCGUCACAUGCUGUCCACGCCCCCGCCCAGUUUAGCGAAGGGGGGAAAAGUCCCAAUAUGUCAUGUGACAACGCUGUGAUGAUGCGAGUUUGACAGGCCUGACCUAAUGGUUGCAAAAAUUGCUUCCAGUUUAUAUGAUGACAUUUAUAAACCCAGAGUAUCUCAUGUUUAUGAUGGCUGUUCAGCUAUUAAAAAUAUAUAUUCAUUGAUGUAAGUCAUAAUAUUCAAGAUGAUUCUCUGAUAAUAGGAAGUCAUCCUUUGAUGACAAAUACCAAUAUGCCUAAACUGGUCCUUCAUGUUAAGGAUAAGUGAGUGAGAAGUUAAAAGAGUAUAAUAGAAUCUGCACCUUGGAAAGUUUAUUCAGUUUGCUGCUUGUUUAUAAUGGGUAUUGAGAAGGAAGGAUGUCUAUUUCUUUCUGCUAGAUUUUGAGAAAGAAGCUUUAGAGUUAAAUACAUGCUUCUGAAGAAAGAUGUAGAGGAAAAAGAAAAUAUUUAAAGCUGCUCUGCUCAGUUACUACAAAACCAUGCACUGUGUGCAUGAAUAAAAUUAUAAAAUGAAGAAAAAGGCUUUGUAUGUAAUAACUGUAACUAACCUCAAACUGUAUAUAGAUUUGAGUAAUUUACCAUUUUGAUACUUUUUUUUAAAAAAAAAAGUAAAACCUUGUACAAAUCCUAUGUAUAAUGCUGGAAUUUUUCUCCAAACCAUUGUAAAUUACUCUGUUUUCCUGAUUUCCAACAUGACAGAUUUGUAACUACAUCGAGUUGAUAAUCAAAUUUUCCUUAAAAUAAAAAUAAUAUUUUCAAUACAAAACUGGGAACAUUAAAAAAAUUAUCACUGUACAGUAAUCAUUUUUGAGCUUUGUCUUGUCAUAAUGAAAUUCCGUUAGGAUGCAGCGUUCUUGCGUGGUGCCUUUUCUGUUUGUUUUUAUUCUAAACAAAUGGUUUAGGGCGGUGCUUUUCGACCUUAGUAACUUUUAAGAUAUGUGAACUUCAAAUCCUAGAAUUCCCCAGCCAGUAUGCUAGUAGGGGAAUUCUGGGAGCUGAAGUCCACAUACCUUAAACUUGCCAAGAUUGAGAAACAUUGGGUUAGGAGUGUGGAGAAAGGAGGGCUCUGCUGUUUCUAAUGUUUCUGAUACUUACAUCCAUAGGGGGUACUGAAAAACCAAAUGAAUACAUUUGUAAGACUGUGUACUGUUUCUAUAGAGAGAUUAAAUUUUUUAUUGACUAUUUGCAAUGUGUGUUGUAUUAUUAUUAUUAUUUUUAAUUUGAAUUUAUAUCCCGCCCUUCUCCGAAGACAAGAGGGCGGCUUACACUGUGUUAAACAAUAGUCUUCAUCCAUUUGUAUAUUAUAUACAAAGACAACUUUAUUGCUCCCAACAAUCUGGGUCCUCAUUUUACCUACCUUAUAAAGGAUGGAAGGCUGAGUCAACCUUGGGCCUGGUGGGACUUGAACUUGCAGUAAUUGCAAGCAGCUGUGUUAAUAACAGACAGACUUGGUCUGUUGAGCCACCAGAGGUGGCUUAAUGGUGGAAUUGAAGAAAACGUAAGUUGACUUCAAACAUAAUACUGCAAGCCAGCACAUAGCUUUCUUAAGUCAUUUGGAGGUUCUUUGAUGCCUCAUAGGGGAAAAGCAUCCAAUUUUCCAAUGGUCCUGAGGUGAAUAUUUGUUCACAGACUUCUUCCUCUGAUUAGAUUCAAUGACUCUUAAAGUCUUAAUCUCAUGAAAAUUGUGUGAUCACAUUUUAUUAGUGUGUUGCAGCGGUUAAGGAAGCUUGGACAUAUUUCUCUCAGCCAAAUUUCUUUUUGAUCAAUCUUUACAUCUUUCUGAGCUUCCAUGUAAUUCUUAUACCUGAGGUCAAUCAGAAAACAGGCAAAGGCGGCUAUUUGGUCUGGGUCUCAAGUUCAACAUGAAUUCAAAACAUAGUAUAUAAUUGUGGGAGGCUACAUUCUCCUUAUAGGUAAAGGUAAAGGUUCCCCUCGCACAUACCAGCUAGUCGUUGCCGACUCUAGGGGGCGGUGCUCAUCUCCGUUUCAAAGCCAAAGAGCCAGCGCUGUCCAAAGACGUCUCCGUGGUCAUGUGGCCGGCAUGACUCAACGGCAAAGGCGCACGGAACGCUGUAACCUUCCCACCAAGGUGGUACCUAUUUUUUCUACUUGCAUUUUUACGUGCUUUCGAAACUGCUAGGUUGGCAGAAGCUGAGACAAGUAAUGGGAGCUCACCCCGUUACACAGCACCACUAGAUUUUCGAACCACUGAGCUGCUGACCUUUCGAUCGACAAGCUCAACGUCCUAGCCCCUGAGCCACCGCAACAUUCUCCUUAUAGUAGAACUUAAUUGUGUUUUAUUUUACUGGCAUUUUGUAUUUUUUAUAUGGGACCUCAAAUGUUGGAGAUUGUUUGGGUCUUUCUGAAUUUUCUGAGAGGACUUGGCUCCCUUUGCACUUAAAAUAGGAAUGUAAAUUUAAAAACAUUAAACAGGAAGUUGCAUGCUGCCAAGCGAAAUACGAGUUUCUUACAUCAAACAUGUUUCUAAAAAUGGCUUUGAGCCUAGAUGGUUGUAGAAAAUAUAAAAGGGAAUGGUUGCAAACCAACGCUUUCGUUGAAAGAGUUUCUGGCACCUCUGGAGAAAAAAAAAUACAAACUAGGAUUUAUUAGAGAACAUUCUGAUCAGAUUGAUUUUUGGGAAACUUGUGACUGACCACACCAAGUAAAGUAAUAUUUGCAAAUGGCAAAACCAGUAAAAUUCAGUAAAAAUGCCCACAAUACAGUCUCCUAACCCCAGAAAAUGGAAUAUAUUAUGUCUUUUUUUCCACAGUGAAUUUUGCAAUUAGGAAGAGUUUAAAAAUCUGCCAAAUAUCAUUUAGCUGAUAACAUCUUUAUUAAGGCUAUAAGAAUAUUUAAGUGUCUCACUUUGCUAAAAAAAAACCUUCGAUCUUAUGCUCUCUUUUCCCUUAGCAUUGCUAUCACACAGUUGACAUGAAAAUGAAUUUUUGACCAAACCACCAAUUCUCCCAUGUUACCAAACCUGAAAUUUUACUCAUUGCUACAAAUCAUCCUUUCCUGUAUAUAUUUCAUUGUAAUGCAUUCUAUCUCUUGGCUAUGAGACUCGUCUUAAUAUAUAUUUACUACAGAGGCUAAAAAAGGCCACUAACUACAGAUUCAACAUUUUUAUACUAAUUAAUAAUGAACCCAGAAUCUAAAUUUUAGAUGAAAAAUGAAAAGCUACCAACAGCAGUACAGGUAGUCCUCAACUUGCAACUAUAAUGGAGCCUGGAAUUUCCGUUAAGUUAUGAAGCUCAUAAGUUGAAGUAUCCAUGUGACAACCCCGACAAAUUUUAUGACUUUUUUGGGUGGUCAUUAAGCAAAUGGCAUAGUCGUUAAGUAAAUCAAUGUAUUCCAAAAAGGCUGUGAACCAGAAAAAAAAUAUGUCAGCCAUUAAGGUGAACCAGUUGCCAAGCAUCUGAAAUGUCAUGAAACUGAAGGGGGUACAGUUCCAUGACCAAUUCUGGAAUCUGGUCAGAAGUAACUUUUGGGUGGCCUAUUGUAAUUUCAAGCAGUCACUAAGAAAUUGAUAGUUAAGUGAGGACUUCCUAUAGAGACAAGUAAUCAUUCAGUAAAACAAGCUAUGAUCAUUUGUUGACUGAGGACCCAGAUCGUUGGGGUCAAUAUGCUAACUCUGAAAACCGCUUAGGACUGUAAAGCACUGUGAAACAGUAUAUAAAUCUAAAUGCUAUUGCUACCUGUAACAGAUGACUUUUUUUUUCUUAGUGCACAAUCUGCUUUUUUUCAGAUCAACAGUGUUGAUCCAUCAGUUGUGACAUGAACUGAUGAUGGCUUGUUGCCCAAGCCUGACAUGAUGGGCUGAGAGAGAGUCACCCAGCUGGGUUUCAUGUCUAUAGUACCUUAUGAUUCUUGAUGAACGUAUAUUUUCUUUUAUGUACACUGAGAGCAUAUGUACCAAGACAAAUUCCUUGUGU
Ahaetulla prasina is the source of this 10597-nucleotide messenger RNA. RefSeq names its product LDL receptor related protein 8 (gene LRP8). The coding region runs from base 113 to 2899 and encodes 928 amino acids. NCBI's taxonomy places the organism in Eukaryota, Metazoa, Chordata, Lepidosauria, Squamata, Colubridae. Gene Ontology annotation, molecular function: calcium ion binding; protein binding. The record is from RefSeq and is a predicted model, not a curated record. The transcript is spliced from 19 exons.